This is a messenger RNA of Ipomoea triloba (trilobed morning glory), 1562 nucleotides long. Its product is annotated as SH3 domain-containing protein 2-like. The transcript has 10 exons. The record is from RefSeq and is a predicted model, not a curated record. NCBI's taxonomy places the organism in Eukaryota, Viridiplantae, Streptophyta, Magnoliopsida, Solanales, Convolvulaceae. The coding region runs from base 73 to 1185 and encodes 370 amino acids. Gene Ontology annotation, molecular function: protein binding.
UUCAGACAUUUUUGAAACACAAUCAAAAGCUCAUCUCUCUCUCUCUCUCUCUCUCUCCUUCUUGGGAAUGAAAUGGAAGCAAUAAGGAAGCAAGCUACGAAGCUCAGGGAACAGGUUGCUAAACAACAACAGGAAGUGUUCAAGAGGUUUUCUGGUGGGCUUGGAGGCUCAGACAAUGGUGUCACUAAUGAAGCAGAGCUGCAGCAGCAUCAGAGACUUGAAAAGCUUUACAUUUCGACUCGUGCUGGAAAGCACUUCCAAAGGGAUAUUGUUCGAGGUGUGGAAGGUUACAUUGUCACUGGAUCAAAGCAAAUUGAAAUUGGUACUAAGUUGUCUGAAGAUGCCAGAAAAUACGGAGGUGAAAACACUUGUACCAGCAGUAGUACACUAUCCAAAGCUGCACUAAGUUAUAGCGUAGCUCGGGCUCAAAUUGAAAAGGAACAAGAUAAUCUACUCAAGGCAUUUGGAACACAGGUUGCUGAGCCUUUAAGAGCAAUGGUUGUGGGAGCUCCUUUGGAGGAUGCUCGACAUCUUGCUCAACGGUACGAUAGAGUGAGGCAGGAAGCCGAAUCCCAGGCUAUUGAAGUUUCCAGGCGUCAAGCUAAAGCGAGGGAAUCUAAUGGCAAUCCAGAUUAUAUGUCCAAGUUGGAAUCUGCAGAAACAAAGCUUCACGAACUAAAGUCAAAUAUGGGGAAAUUGGGGAAAGAAGCUUCUGCUGCAAUGGCUGCUGUCGAAGCUCAACAACAAAGAUUGACCCUUCAGCGACUCAUAGCCAUGGUUGAGGCGGAAUAUAGUUAUCAUCAACGGGUUCUUCAGAUACUCGAUCAGCUCGAGGCAGAGAUGUUAUCAGAGCGUCACGGUAACGAAACUGUUCCCAAUCGACCCACGAGUAAUGCUGCACCUCCUCCACCGCCAUAUAAUGAAGCUAGCGGUGGAUUUUCGUCUCAAGUGUAUGACACGUCAGCAGAUGGGGCUAGUUACUUCUUGGGAGAGGUCAUGCAUCCCUAUCGAGCUGAAUCAGAUGUAGAGCUCACUUUGUCAGUUGGCGACUACAUUGUUGUACGAAAGGUGCUAAAUAAUGGUUGGGCUGAAGGCGAGUGCAAAGGGAAAGCGGGUUGGUUCCCUGUCGGGUAUGUGGAAAGACGAGAACGCGUUCUUGCAAGCAAAGUGGCCGAAGUUUUUUAAGCCUCGGUUUUAAGCCAACGUUCAUACAGUUAUCUUGAACAUGUUCCAUCAAACCUUGUUUGUUCCAUUUCUGGUGUCCCAUGUUUCAGUCCCCCCCCCCACCACCACCUUUCUCCUACUCAAAUGACAGCCCAAACUUUUCCUUUGAAUGUGAUGCUAAAGUAGUGUGAAAGGCUUCAAAAGUCAAAACAGGCAGUCUUAGAAUUAUACUACAACAACAUUGUACUUUUUGGCCAGAUUUAUUUUCUGGGUUUUGUUGAAUACUAUUUUGUGUUUUCUUUAAGGUUGUAGCUACAAGGAUCAAACUCUGAUAGCCUCCAUUCUUGAACAGAAUGGGCAUACUGCUGCCACAUGCUCCAAAGCAUUAUUUUAACUUA